Messenger RNA from Giardia duodenalis, 1797 nucleotides. Its product is annotated as putative Spindle pole protein. Lineage: Eukaryota; Fornicata; Diplomonadida; Hexamitidae. Bases 1 to 1797 code for a protein of 598 amino acids. The record is from RefSeq and is a predicted model, not a curated record. The transcript has a single exon.
AUGGCUAGUGAGGAUCCGGUUAAGGACUAUCUUACCAAGAUAUCGGCCUUGCAAGCCAACAUUGGAACGCUUCAGGCGCAGCUACGGCAGAGCACCGACCAAAUAGAGCGCCUUCAUCGUCUACAGAGUGCCAUAGUAGGAAUGUAUCUGGAAUUCAAAGAUCGAUCGCAUGAGGAUGCCUCGACACGCCGCAAUAUUGACGAGGAGAAGGCCGAGCUUUUGGGGGAAUCUCCUCUCGUGAUUCUUGAUAAACUGCGGGCUUCCCUCCGCGUCCUGUUGGCCUUCAAAGAGGAUUUCGAGUGCGAGCUCAAGGCAGCUAUUUCACGACAAAUUUCAGAAAAGGACGCUACAGCGAAGGAUCUGUCUGCUCGACUGGUGGCUGCGCAAGAGAAGAUUCGAGAUCUUACUAGUCAGUUAAACAACAUCCGCAAAUAUCAAGAGGACUCUAUGGAUAGGGAGAGGAGCAUCAAGAAGCGAGCAGAUGAGCGAAAUUCUCAAAUGGAAACAGAAAUAGCACAGCUCAAGGCUAAGCUCGAUGAAAAGAAUACCCAGAUCCAAGGGAUGAAGGAUCUCGUUGCAGAGAGAGAUGAUCUGUUACGGAACAGGGAUACUCGUCUCUCCCGAAUCUCUCAAUUGGAGUCUCAAUUGCAGCUCAACCGCCUCCAGUCUCAGUUCGACCUAUCAAAAGUCCAAACGGCAAGCCGCCAGAAGAUCAUUCAAUUGGAAAAAGAAGCUCUUAAGUUCAACCGUUUAGAAGCAGAAAAUGCAGAGCUUCGCGAGCGUGUUCGGACGAUGUCCACUCAGUUGGGAUCUUACCAGACAAACAUGCAGGUCAAAAAGACCAAUUUACUGGAGCAGGAACUUGCACGCUGCAAGCAAGAGCUAGAGGGUUAUAAGAGCAAGUUGGCUCUGAAAGAAGAGAGACUUCGGACAACGGAAGCAAAUCUGGCUCAAUCAAAGCUGCAAGUGGCCAACUUACAUCAAAAGAUAUCAGCCCUGGCCGGGGAUACAACUACUUCACAGCCCAUUCAAGGAAAAUCAACCCCCAAGGGGAACACUUCUUCCCCGGUACGUGGAAGUAUGAGCGCACGCGCUGCAAAGCAAACGCGCAUCUCUCCAGGUAUCGACACAACGGGUGAUCCCCAUGAUGUAGAGACAUCAAUAGCAGAGGCUUCACAGCAACACAUCAUUUCCAGUUACAAGGAUAAGCUCAAGGAAAAGGACUUAGAGAUAGAGGAAUUAGCAAAGAGAGUUCGGAGACUAUUGACACUGCAGCACAGAUCUGCACUGUCUCAGCGUGCCUGGGAAGAGGAGAGGACCAGACUAGAGAAGCAAAUAAGUGGGCUACGAGAUGAUGUGACUCAACUGCGCAAGAUUAUAGGCAAUAAGGCCAUGGGGCAGCUUACCCUCUCAGAAGAUAGACAAGAUGCUAAAGACGAUGCCGCACGAGACAUCCAAAACCUUCGGGCCUUUGCCAUAACCACGAGUCAUGCUUUCAAUCAGUUGCAGUCUGGCGACAAAGGUGUUUCGAAUAACUUCAAACGCCUAAAUAUUCAGCAGCUUGAUCCGGUCAUUGAUCCACGGGGGUCCAGGCCCUUGACAAGCAGACCAAUCUCCAGCGGAGGGGCCGGUAGCAAGAGUAUGGUAACUGAAUAUGGGGCCUCAUCCCCCAACCGAGCCCGGCCAGUAAGUGCUGCUCAAUCAAACAAAACAGGCCGCGGGGCCGGGUACGGUCGUGGGACAAUGCUUGGGCGGACGGCUCGCAUGGGGACUACGUAUAAUUUUGGGCUAGACUAG